CAUCUACAUACCAUCAACACCCACCCAAUAAGCAGUCACCAUUUCAUUCCUUGAGGUAUCAAAAUGUCAGCCGGAUCUGCCUCCGGCAAGAGCUUCUCCGCCGCUAACGCCGGCAUGACGGUGGAGGAGUGCGAAAACAUGAUCCAAGGAAGCCUCAGAACUCCAACUGUGAAGUUUUUACGGGAGCAUUUGGAGAAAAGUGGGUGCGGUAUUGUCCCCAAUUUCAUCAGGGCUGUUAAUUGCAGUCAGCGGAUGAGUGGUGGAUAUUCUCGUGGAGAAGGGAUAGUGGUGUGUAGUAAUCAUUUGACUAUUCAAGAUGAGGUCACUCAAGUGGUUAUCCAUGAGUUGAUUCAUGCGUAUGAUGACUGUCGAGCCGCAAACUUGGAUUGGACUAACUGUGCUCAUCAUGCCUGUAGUGAGAUCCGUGCUGGACAUCUUAGUGGUGACUGCCACUAUAAGAGGGAACUGUUGCGGGGUUUCGUCAAAAUAAGAGGCCAUGAACAAGACUGUGUGAGAAGAAGAGUAAUGAAGUCAUUGGCGUGCAAUCCUUACUGUUCACAAGCAGCCGCUAAAGAUGCAAUGGAAGCCGUUUGGGACACUUGUUAUAAUGAUACGAAACCAUUCGACAGAGCCCCUUAACGAGAGAAUUCUAUGCUUUUGAGCAACAUAAUUUCCGGCUCAUAAACUUUACCAUUUUUAUUCGAAACAAGUUAGUUCUGAGACAACUGAAGCAUCAACCCCUAGUGGGUAUGAACUUUUGGGAUGAUAUUCAAGUUUAUUUCUUUUACUUGACCUUUGCAUCUCUAUGAUGCCUGCAAUUCUGUAAUAAUUUUCCUUCCUAUAUGUUUUUGUUUAAUGUAGAGGUGAGGCAAUAGUGAUGUGAUUUUCAUUGACAGUAAACAUAUCAAGAUUACUAUAAUACUAUUUCUUAUUAUUUAAUUA
Molecule: messenger RNA, 942 nt
Organism: Helianthus annuus (common sunflower)
Lineage: Eukaryota; Viridiplantae; Streptophyta; Magnoliopsida; Asterales; Asteraceae
Product: mitochondrial inner membrane protease ATP23
Exons: 5
Coding region: 64-639 (191 amino acids)
Biological process (GO): mitochondrial protein processing; mitochondrial proton-transporting ATP synthase complex assembly
Cellular component (GO): extrinsic component of mitochondrial inner membrane
Molecular function (GO): metalloendopeptidase activity
Source: RefSeq, a predicted model, not a curated record